UGUGUAAAACAUCUAUCGCACAUGAACUGAACGUUUUGAUUGCCCCAUCUGCAGUUUGUCAGCGGCGUGUAUCGAGUAAGAUGUUGCGGAAAUCUUGCAUUUCGAGGGUCCGUUUGCAUUUUUUAACAAAUCUGUGAUAGCCAUUUUAGGGUGUAAACGUCGGAAAAUCGUUUCAACAUUCCGUUGUUCGAUUUACGGUACAGACAAAAGUGUUUUUAGCAUACAGCUCUACGUCAAGUUUCUAUCAAAUGUAUGUAGUUGGCUAGUAAAACAUGGCCGACUGAGAGAACUUCACAUUUCAUGUGUCUUUUGUCACUUCAUCAUUAAAUUUAGUAUUUGGAAUGGAGCUCCGAGUCGGGAACAAAUACAGACUCGGUCGGAAAAUCGGAUCCGGAUCUUUCGGAGACAUAUAUUUAGGAACUAGUAUACUCAAUGGGGAAGAAGUUGCUAUAAAACUAGAAUGUGUCAAAACGAGACAUCCCCAGUUACACAUAGAAGCAAAAUUUUACAAACUGAUGCAAAGCGGUGUUGGAAUACCUCAAAUAAAAUGGUGUGGUUCAGAAGGUGAUUACAACGUGAUGGUAAUGGAACUGUUGGGUCCGUCUCUGGAGGACCUGUUCAACUUUUGUUCGAGGCGUUUUUCGUUGAAAACAGUUCUGUUACUGGCCGACCAACUGAUUUGUCGAAUAGAUUACAUCCAUUCAAAAAAUUUCAUUCACCGUGACAUCAAACCCGAUAAUUUCCUCAUGGGUUUAGGGAAAAAGGGUAAUUUGGUGUAUAUAAUUGACUUUGGCUUGGCCAAGAAGUAUCGUGAUAGCCGGACAAAUAUGCACAUACCAUACCGAGAAAACAAAAACCUCACUGGUACGGCUCGGUACGCCAGUAUCAACACACAUUUAGGAAUAGAGCAAUCCCGGAGAGACGACGUAGAAUCCCUAGGAUACGUUCUCAUGUAUUUUAAUAGGGGCUCCCUGCCCUGGCAAGGACUGAAAGCUGCCACGAAACGGCAAAAAUACGAACGAAUUUCCGAAAAGAAAAUGUCAACGCCUAUAGAAGAAUUAUGUAAAGGUUAUCCAGUAGAAUUUCCGACGUUUUUAAACUUCUGUAGACAGCUUCGUUUUGAAGAGAGGCCGGACUACAGUUAUCUCAGGCAAUUAUUUAGAACACUCUUCCACAGGCAGGGCUUCACUUAUGAUUAUGUUUUUGAUUGGAAUAUGCUCAAAUUUGGAGGCACCAGAGGUGGUGGACAUGGUGAUGAGGGUGUGCGUUCAGGACAACGGUAUCUUACACUUCUCGAUUCUAAUGCCCCUGCCGCUCCACAAACGAGAGGACGAAGGCCCCAUGAUAGAAUGGAUGUAGUGCAAAACAACGCAUCCACCCCCAAUCCUUUAGAGGAUGUUAUUACAAGUAAUUCUCCCAGACUGUAUGACAGUCGAGAACUUCGACUGUCAACGAGGCUACGCGCCGGGCAGGCCCCUAACGCCUCAACAUCUGAUCUCAGCAACGCCAAGCAAACUAAUGCUCCCCCGGGUACUGCGAUGGCACCGCCGAAUCAAGCGGCAUCCACGGGACAACCAGCAGCACCACCUAGACGCGGGAGCAGUUCGAAAGACCCACCGCGUCUGAAGAAAUGAAUUCCAACGUCGUUUCUUCUAUAUUGUCGUAAUAACAAAAACAACAAUUAUAAAGAGACAUGUAAUACAAAACGUCAACGUCGCAUUUAAAACAAAAUCGGAUUUUUCAGUUUCGCUUAUCUUUUUCAAAAUGCGUAUUUUGUACGGUUGUAAUGUAAAUGCUGCAUUCGUAUAAAUGUAUAAAUGCAUACAUACAUACGGACAUACAUGUGUUGUAUCAUGAGAUGAGCAAAAAUUUUUGUACAGUAAGACAGACACAGAAAAUGGUUGUGAAAACGUUUUGAAAGAUCGCGUAACUGUGAGUCAUUUGUGUCGCCGUUUUUGAAAAAAAAAUAUAU
This is a messenger RNA of Agrilus planipennis (emerald ash borer), 1972 nucleotides long. RefSeq names its product casein kinase I. The transcript is spliced from 8 exons. The record is from RefSeq and is a predicted model, not a curated record. Gene Ontology annotation, cellular component: nucleus; cytoplasm. Lineage: Eukaryota; Metazoa; Arthropoda; Insecta; Coleoptera; Buprestidae. The coding region runs from base 342 to 1634 and encodes 430 amino acids. Gene Ontology annotation, molecular function: ATP binding; protein serine/threonine kinase activity. Gene Ontology annotation, biological process: signal transduction; peptidyl-serine phosphorylation; endocytosis.